Messenger RNA from Rhizophagus irregularis DAOM 181602=DAOM 197198, 1374 nucleotides. RefSeq lists its product as uncharacterized. The record is from RefSeq and is a predicted model, not a curated record. Gene Ontology annotation, molecular function: zinc ion binding. Lineage: Eukaryota; Fungi; Glomeromycota; Glomeromycetes; Glomerales; Glomeraceae.
AUGUUCGAUAAUGAAGAAUGGAUAGAUUUUGAGGCUGAAGAAGAAAAUGAAAAUGAAGAUGGCGAGUUUAUAACGAGAAAUGGGCAACAAUCAAGCCAACCGCCUCAAGUUGAUCUACAAUUUCAAAACGAUCUUAGGAAAGUAAUUCUUGGAAUUCAAAAUGAUACAUCCAUUAAACCAGAGGAGAAAGCUCAUAUAAUUCAAGAUUUAAUGACUUCUAAAUGGAGACAGUUUGAAAAGAAGCCGGCCUCAAACACUAGUAAUAAUAGUGAACCAACUGAAGAAGAUCUCAAACAGACUUAUAAUGAAAGCUCUCAAACAUUAGGAUGCAAGCAUUAUCGCAGAGGAGCAAAAUUGCAAUCGAAUUGCUGUAACCGAUGGUUCACUUGUAGAUUUUGUCAUGAUGAUGCUUGUGAUCAUCAAAUUGACAGGCAUGCAACCAAAAAUAUGAUGUGUAUGUACUGUCAAACUAUUCAACCAGUCAAUAAAUCUUGCAACAAAUGCGAACGCGAAUUAGCCAGAUAUUACUGUGACGAAUGUAAAUUCUGGGAUGAUCAACCGAAUAAACAAAUAUAUCAUUGUGAUUCUUGCAAAAUUUGUCGCGUUGGGCGAGGUUUAGGAAUUGAUUACUUUCAUUGUGAUGUUUGUGAUUGUUGCUUACAAAUCAAUUUAAGGGAUUCUCACCGAUGCAUUGAGAAAAAUUUGGAGCGUGACUGUGUUAUUUGCGGUGAAUAUUUGUUUACCUCGAUAUCUCAAGCUAUUUUUAUGCCUUGUGGACAUAGUAUGCAUAGCAAUUGCUACAACGAAUAUGUUACAACAGCAUAUCAAUGUCCAACAUGUUGGAAAUCUAUUGGAAAUAUGGACCCUUAUUUCCGAAGGAUUGAUGCAAUCGUUGCCCAACAGAAAAUGCCACCAGAAUAUGACAAUUUUUUCGCACAUAUAUUAUGUAAUGAUUGUGAAAAACGUAGUACUGUAAAAUAUCAUUUCUUAUAUCAUAAAUGUCCAUACUGUCAAGGUUAUAAUACUAAAGUAUUGGAAACAAAAGAAAAAUUACCAUCUGAAGAAGAAUUGUCUGAAGAAGAAAUUUCUCGUUCUUCAAGUAAUAAUAAUAAUUCUGCUGUUGGAUCAUCAUCCAGCAAUACUGGUGCUAUUUCUAAUAAUAAUAAUAGCGUUGGUAGUAGUGUUGUUGGUAUUAUUAAUACGACUAUAAAUGGAGGUGGAGUGAGCGGUUCUGGUGUCCAAGUUAGACAAUCUAGAGUUAUGGAAGUUACUGCUAUGAUGCAAGGAGAAGAAGGUCCCCCUGAUGAUGGCAAUGCUACUGAACACAGAACAAGGAAUCCUUUGAAUUCUUUAUCCAAUCAUUAUAUAAAUUAA